CCAAGGGCCAGUCACCCGCGGGCGGGCGUGGGUCCCGCUGCUCUCUCGGCGCCCCGCCCCGCCCCGCCCGGCCCCGCCGUGGGACGGGUAACGGUUACCAAGCACUUUCUCAGGCGCGAUUUCUGCUUAGUCAUUGUCUUCCAGGAAACGGUCCCUUCAGUUGGGAGUCAGCUCUCCGGCGGCGGCCGCAGUAGCAGCAGCAGCCGCCGCGGCCAGCGCGUCCUUCCCGGGCCACCGCUCCGCCACCGUCCGGCCUCCCUCGGUCCCGAGCGCAGGUCGAGGUCCCGCCGCGUGGGGCGGCCAGCCUCGCGCUCGGCUCUCCGGCCUCGGGCACCGCGUCCUGCGGGGCGGCCUCCUUCCUCGCCUGCGGCCCCGUCGCUGCCUGGCCCGCCUCCGUCGGCCGCUGCCAUGGGCACCGACAGCCGCGCGGCCGGGGCGCUGCUGGCGCGGGCCCGCACCCUGCACCUGCAGACGGGGAACCUACUCAACUGGGGUCGCCUGCGGAAGAAGUGCCCGUCCACGCACAGCGAGGAGCUUCGAGAUUGUAUCCAAAAGACCUUGAAUGAGUGGAGUUCCCAAAUCAGCCCUGAUUUGGUCAGGGAAUUUCCAGAUGUCUUGGAAUGUACCGUAUCUCAUGCAGUAGAAAAGAUAAAUCCUGAUGAAAGAGAAGAAAUGAAAGUUUCUGCAAAACUCUUCAUUGUAGGAUCAAACUCUUCAUCAUCAAUGAGAAAUGCAGUUGACAUGGCCUGUUCAGUUCUUGGAGUCGCACAGCUGGAUUCUGUGAUCAUUGCUUCACCUCCUAUUGAAGAUGGAGUUAAUCUCUCCUUGGAGCAUUUGCAACCUUACUGGGAAGAAUUAGAAAACUUGGUUCAGAGCAAAAAGAUUAUUGCGAUAGGUACCUCCGAUCUAGACAAAACUCAGUUGGAACAGCUGUAUCAGUGGGCACAGGUAAAACCAAAUAGUAACCAAGUUAAUCUUGCUUCCUGCUGUGUGAUGCCACCUGACUUGACUGCAUUUGCUAAACAAUUUGACAUACAGCUAUUGACUCAUAAUGAUCCAAAAGAACUGCUUUCUGAAGCCAGUUUCCAAGAAGCUCUUCAGGAAAGCAUCCCUGACAUCCAGGCGCAGGAGUGGGUGCCCCUGUGGCUACUGCGGUACUCCGUCAUUGUUAAAAGCAGAGGAAUUAUCAAGUCCAAAGGCUACAUUUUACAAGCUAAAAGAAGGGGUUCUUAACUAAGACUUAGGAUCAUAAUCUACUAACUUGUAUUUCCUUGAAUAUAAGAUAAAAUUGAGAUGUAUAAAAAUCAGUUACUGCUUGUAAAUGGUGUCAUGGAGGCUGAUAUUCUUCAGUUAUAUUUGACAACAUGUUAUCUGUCAAGUUUUGAAUACUUUUCUUGCCUCCAUAUCAGUUUACUCAUGUGUUUUCAUUAAACUAUUAUUUUCUAAUUGAAAUUGCCUAUAAAGAAAAUACUUGCAAUAUAUUUUUCCUUUAUUUUUAUGACUAAUAGAAAUCAAGAAAAAUUGUUGUUAGAUAUAUUUUGGGCUUAGGUAUCAGGGUAAUGUAUAUACAUAUUUUUUAUUUCCAAAAAUUAACUAAUGGCUUCUUAUUCUAUAGUGUAACUAAGCAAUUUAAUUACAAUUAUAAAAACUGAAAUACUGGAAGAUAUUUUUUCUGUUAUUGAUAAGAUGAUUAUAUCCCAGAGUAACUGGAGUGGCUUGGUUCUACUAGUAGGAUAGGUAAAAUUCAUUUCUUCAGUACAUGAAUGAAAACUUAAACUUAACUGUCCUAGCUGUAGUUUACCUAUAAUGAUUUAGUAUUCUAUUGCUGUGCCAUAUUUUCCUUGCUGUUAUUUCCAAGACAAACCAAAGUAAAUCUGAAAAAGACUAGAAGCUUUUAAAUUAUUAUUUGGGGGUUUUAUAAAAGCAACUGUUACCAUCUCCAGAUUCUUUAUAAUACUUGAUCCAUCCUUAAUAUUUUGCUGUUCAUUCAAGAAUAUUCAAUAAGUAUUGAGUGUUUAUCAUGUGCUGGGCACUGUGGGCUCUGGGGAGAAGGGGGGUCACAGAGAGUCAGAAUCAGUUGAGUAAAAUAUGUAACAUUUGCUCCUCACUAAUAACUGACUCGGAGGGACCAACAGCCAGAAAAGAGUGAAAAAAAUCUUUAAUUCAAGAGCAACAUUGUCUAUUUAGACAACUUUUAUUGAGACAUGGUCUUAACUAUAUUUAAAAGCAAAAUGAUAUAAUCAACACUUUAGAACUAGGAGAGGUUAUAGAUUGUUUAUUAUAAUUCUUCAUUAGUUUAAGAACCAGAAAAUAGCAAAUAAAUAAGGUGUGGUCUUUGAUAUAGACUACAGGUCUCCCUAGUUCUGUAAAUUUGUAUCUGUAACCCAAAUAGUUAGAAAAGUUCUUCAAAAACCUCUUGUAUGUCAAUCAGUACUUUUAAACCAUGUGUCUUAAUACAUGGUUUAUUUAAAAAAAAAAAAAAAAAAAACUACCA
Lontra canadensis (Northern American river otter) is the source of this 2494-nucleotide messenger RNA. RefSeq names its product glutamate-cysteine ligase modifier subunit (gene GCLM). Gene Ontology annotation, cellular component: glutamate-cysteine ligase complex. The record is from RefSeq and is a predicted model, not a curated record. The coding region runs from base 409 to 1233 and encodes 274 amino acids. Gene Ontology annotation, molecular function: enzyme regulator activity; glutamate-cysteine ligase catalytic subunit binding. Gene Ontology annotation, biological process: glutathione biosynthetic process. Lineage: Eukaryota; Metazoa; Chordata; Mammalia; Carnivora; Mustelidae. The transcript has 7 exons.